Molecule: messenger RNA, 1647 nt
Organism: Penicillium roqueforti
Lineage: Eukaryota; Fungi; Ascomycota; Eurotiomycetes; Eurotiales; Aspergillaceae
Product: putative amino acid permease
Exons: 10
Coding region: 1-1647 (548 amino acids)
Biological process (GO): transmembrane transport
Cellular component (GO): membrane
Molecular function (GO): transmembrane transporter activity
Source: RefSeq, a predicted model, not a curated record
AUGGCUUCCCACGACCCUGUCGCCGGUUCCGCCGACCUCCUCACCCAUGAAGGUGAAGGUGACCGGGCUGAGCUCAAGAAACAGGAUGAUACCGCUUUAUUGGAAACUAUGGGCUAUAAGCCAGUUCUUCAUCGGACAUACACUUUGUUCGAGAAUUUUUCAACCACGUUCGCUGCUCUGUACUUUGUUGGCGGUGUCCGCGUUACUUUCAGCACUGGUAUUGCCGCCGGUGGAAACCUGGCCUAUUGGACUAGUUACCUAGUAACCAUGGUAUUCACGUUCAUUACUGCUGCUGUCAUCGCCGAGGUCUGUUCGGCUUCUCCAUCCGCCGGGUCAAUCUACUUGUGGGCCGCCGAAGCUGGUGGGCCUCGAUUUGGCCGACUGCUUGGCUUUAUCGUCGCCUGGUGGAGUACAACGGCUUGGACGACUUUCUGUGCAAGCAACACCCAGGCUGCGGCGAAUUACAUGCUUGCGGAAAUAACCGUAUUCAACCUCGAUUUCCCAUCAGACUCAAGCAGCGUGAAGUUCCGCGCAGUCCAGUGGAUCUGCACUGAGAUCUUGCUUGCUCUGGCCGCCCUGUUGAACUUUUUGCCUCCUCGCUAUUUCAAAUAUGUCUUUUGGUGGUCUUCCGCAGUCGUGAUGCUCGACUUUAUCCUGAACAUUGUCUGGCUGCCCAUUGGCACCGCUCAAACCUGGGGAUUCCGUACCACCCACGAGGCCUUCAUGACCACGUACAACGGUACCGGAGCCCCGGCUGGCUGGAACUGGUGUCUUUCUUAUCUUGCUACCGCUGGCAUUCUGAUUGGGUUUGAUGCCUCGGGUCACGUUGCGGAAGAAACCAAGAAUGCGUCGAUCACUGCUGCGCGUGGUAUUUUCUGGAGUACCGUUGCCAGUGGGUUCGGUGGUUUGGCUACGAUUAUUCUCUUUUUGUUCUGCGCUCCCGACGCCGACACACUCAUGGGUUUCGGUGGGCCCCAACCCUUUGUGCCUCUUUACGCUGUUGUUCUAGGCAAGGGCGGCCAUAUCUUCAUGAACAUCAUUUGCAUUUUCGCUUUGUGGCUGAACACCGCAAUUGCCAUCAUCGCCGCCUCUCGCCUUGUCUUCGCCGUCGCCCGUGAUGGUGUACUCCCAUUCUCCGGCUGGGUCUCUCGUGUAAAGGACGGUCAGCCACGGAACGCAGUUAUUGUUGUCUGGGUUGUCGCCGCCCUAGUCAGUUGCACCAUUCUUCCAUCCGCCACGGCUUUCACUUCCCUUGUCUCGGCAGCCGGUGUCCCCAGCGCUGCCGCCUACGGUCUGAUCUGUCUGGGUCGACUAUUCUGCACUCCGUCGCGGUUCCCGAAGCCACAGUGGAGUCUCGGCCGCUGGAGUAAGCCGUUCCAGUUCAUUGGUGUCUUCUGGAACGGCUGGGUUGUCGCUGUCCUGUUCUCGCCCUACGUGUUCCCAGUCACUGGCGAGAAUCUGAAUUACGCCCCCAUUAUCAUGGCUGGAGUCACCAUCUUCGCAUUGAUCUCCUACUUCAUGAUGCCAGAGAGUGCUUGGCUUCCUCGAGACCGCAUCACUCACUUUAUUGAUAGUAAGGGCGCUGUCCAGGCGACCGUGGAUGAAGUUGGCUCUACUGACCAUGGUGAAACGAGUGGUGGUCAAUGA